GCAAUUUCUCGCCAAGGACAUCGAACCGUUUUUGCGACUCAUUCUCUGGUGUUGUAAAAACCAAUUUAUCUCCGGCAGGUGGUUCCAGUAGAGAUUCUUCCAUCGCUCUGGCAGCAGCGGUUUACUUAAGUGAAUACUUCGCAGGUACAAAUUGGUACGGUUGAAAGAAUAUUUUAAAAAAUCCGGUAUGGCAACAAUUCCUAGAAUGCCAGGUUCGCGAAUAAUGAAAAAUCAUACUGAACGGGCAGAACCGGAUAACGGAAUCAGCGCCACGACCGUUCCACGAGUAGGGAAAAUCCAAACUGAUCCUUUAGAACGGACAAAAGGAAUAAACGCAAAGACUGUUCCACGAGUAGUGAACGCUCAAACUGAACGUCUAGACCCAAAAAAAGGGAUAAAUGCCAUGUCUGUUCCACAAAUAGCGAAAAGCCGGGUUGAACUGAAACAUGGGACAAAACACCAAUCACAGCAACCGCUACCAGAUUCGACAUCGAGGUCACGAGAGCAACGGCAACAGAAGCAGCAACAGACUCCGCCGGAACAGAAACAUGCGCAAGAAAAGGAACCAUUGAAGAGCAAUAGUGAUACGAUGUCAAUUAAAACCACAUUGUUACCAUCACUCAACGAUAGCCUGGGGCAUGUUCGCGGUGGGACCCUUUCUGCAAAACAUUCGUUCCAGUUAGAAGUGGAUCGCCAGAUUGAUCCCCUGCGGUCAAAGAUCGUAUCUCUUUCGAAGAAAGCUGAGCAGGGACAAAACCGAAUCGAUUUAGAAAAAGCGAAAGCUGAGCGACGGAAAUUGGAUGAGGACAUCUUGAAUGCCAUUAGCAUGGAAUGUGUGAUGAAGAAGAUUGCGAAAAUGAAUGAGCAAUUUGUGAAAGAUUGGAACGAAAUCGAUAACAAAGGUUCUCAAUCCUAAAGUAGGCCUUUAUUACCGUGUCAUCGGUUCAUAAACAUUUCAUAAGCGGUUUGAUAAACUAUUGUAAAGCAAUAAUAAAUUU
This is a messenger RNA of Anopheles darlingi, 998 nucleotides long. RefSeq lists its product as uncharacterized. NCBI's taxonomy places the organism in Eukaryota, Metazoa, Arthropoda, Insecta, Diptera, Culicidae. The coding region runs from base 188 to 916 and encodes 242 amino acids. The record is from RefSeq and is a predicted model, not a curated record. The transcript is spliced from 2 exons.